Molecule: messenger RNA, 1659 nt
Organism: Suillus bovinus
Lineage: Eukaryota; Fungi; Basidiomycota; Agaricomycetes; Boletales; Suillaceae
Exons: 16
Coding region: 1-1659 (552 amino acids)
Biological process (GO): secondary metabolic process
Molecular function (GO): CoA-ligase activity
Source: RefSeq, a predicted model, not a curated record
AUGGCCGAAGUCGUGUCACCCGCAGGAAUCCUCCCUCACAUACCCGACGACCUCACGCUUGCGCAGUUCAUAUUGGAUGCGGAGCAUGUCAGGAGGACCGUUCGUAAGAAUGGUGCCUGGAUUGUUGAUGACCAAAGUGGGAAAAAGAUUGGGCUCGAGGAGCUCAGAGCUCGAACGUAUGGUCUAGCUAAUGCGUUGAGUAUCCGCUAUAACAUCCUGUUGAUCUACAGUCCAAAUCAUAUUGAUUACCUUGUGGCUGCUUGGGCGGCUCACAGGCUUGGUGCUGCCGUAUCCGGUGCCAACCCGUUAUUCACAGUCGACGAACUUGUGUAUCAAAUAAAUACGGUAAAAGCAGUCGUCAUCAUCACGCACCCGGACUCGUUAAAAGUGGCCUUGUCGUCUGCACAUGCCGCUGGUGUUUCCGCGGAUUGCAUCGUUCUUUUUGACGUCGAGGAUGCGGAUACUGCGCACAAGUUGACUGUGCAAGCUUUGGUUUCGCAAGGUCUUGCGAGUGCUCCGAACUUCACAGAACGAAAACUUGCUCCUGGAGAAGGGAAAACUAAGGUGGCCUUUCUGAAAUUUUCCAGCGGGACGACUGGUCGCCCGAAGGUGAGCGUGUAUUUCGUGAGGACCUGCAUGCCGUUGCAAUACCUCACUACUCACCGAUUCUGUUUAUCCGAAAGGCUCGGCCUCAUUAACUGCGCAGUGCUUCCUUUAUAUCAUAGUUACGGAUUGGUGUUCAAUGUCCAUUAUAUCUUUUUCUGCGGAAUGACGCUUGUCUUAACAGCGAAAUAUAACUUUCUGGACUUUUUGAAGAGUAUAAUCAGGCAUCGCAUCACCCAUCUUAUGUUGGUCCCCCCACAAAUUGUACUGUUAUGCAAGCAUCCAGCUGUCAAGAGUUACGAUUUUAGUCAUGUCCGAUACAUCACCUCGGGCGCUGCACCCUUGUCUCGUGAGGUAAUGGAGCAGCUUGUUCAGAUAUUCCCGAACGCCGACCUUGGGCAGAGUUAUGGCCUUACCGAAUCGGGGCCUGUUAUAAGCAGUUUGGCACUGGAUAAGAGAUGUGACUUGAGUGGUAGUGCUGGCCAACUCCUACCCGGUAUUAUCGGCCGCGUGGAGAAACCAGAUGGCACUCUCGCCGACUUUGACGAACCCGGAGAGCUUGUCGUAAAGACACAGGCGCUUGCGCUUGGCUAUGCAAACAACCUUGAAGCAACGAAGGAAACCUUUGUAAAUGGAUGGCUCCGUACCGGUGAUGAGGUGGUGUUAAACCGCAAGGGCGAAAUCGUAGAAAUGUUGAAGGUCCGUGGAUUCCAGGUCGCACCUGCCGAACUCGAAGGGUGCAUUUUGGACCACCCUGACGUGACUGAUACGUGCGUGGUUGGAGUACAAAAUGAAUAUAGUGGCGAAUUACCACUGGCAUUCGUUGUUCUCCGCCCUGAGGCCACCAAACGUAUCGAAGAAAGUCAUCUAGUUGCCGACGAAAUCAAGUCGUCUAUUAUGAAACACGUUGCUGAUAAUAAAGUUGGCUACAAGAAGCUCGCUGGAGGUGUCGAGAUCAUUGAUGCUAUCCCGAAGAACCCGAGCGGUAAACUUUUGAGGAGGGUGCUAAGAAACAAGGCCAGGGAGAUGCGGACGAAACCUAAAGCGAAGUUGUAA